AAGUUUGAAAUAAUAGUAGCAUGGAUAAACUAGACCAUUAUUAAAAGAUAAGUAGAUUAAUUAAGUGAGUCUGAGCAAUUUUAUUUCUUAGAGAAUGGAAAGUGGUGAUCUGUAUAAAGCUGCAAGCAGCUUAAGAGCAAGCAGUUCUUCAUUUUGGAGAAACAGUGCAAAGGACACUAUUUUCUCUAAGUCUUCACAUGAAGUAAUGGAUGAUGAUGAAGCUCUCAAAUGGGCUGCACUUGAGAAACUCCCUACUUACAAUCGUUUAAAGAGAGGCUUGUUAACUGCAUCCAAUGGUGAGGUGAGUGAGAUUGAUGUCACUGAUAUUGGAACACUUGAAAGAAAGAAAGUGUUGCAAAGGUUGGUAGGUGCUGCUGAAGAGGAUAAUGAGAAGUUUCUGUUGAAGCUGAGGGAAAGAAUUGAUAGAGUUGGAAUCCAUAUUCCAACAAUUGAAGCCAGGUUUGAGCAUCUAAAUGUUGAGGCAGAAGCUCAUGUUGGCAGCAGAGCCUUACCCACCUUUUUUAACUUCAUUGUUAAUAUAGUUGAGAGUUAUUUGAAUUAUCUUCAUAUCCUUUCAAGCAAAAAGAAGCAAGUGACCAUUCUUAAAGAUGUUAGUGGAAUUGUAAGACCUUGUAGGAUGACAUUGCUUUUAGGCCCUCCAAGUUCUGGAAAAACCACACUCCUUUUGGCUCUGGCAGGAAAGCUUGGUCAAGAUCUUAAGGUUAGUGGCAGAGUUACCUAUAAUGGUCAUGAGAUGAAUGAGUUUGUACCUCAAAGAACUGCAGCAUACAUUAGCCAGAAUGAUGUUCAUAUUGGAGAAAUGACUGUGAGGGAAACCUUGGCUUUCUCAGCAAGGUGUCAAGGGGUUGGUUCAAGAUUCGACUUGCUUUCUGAACUAUCAAGAAGAGAGAUAGCAGCAAAAAUUAAACCCGACCGAGAUAUCGAUAUAUACAUGAAGGCAACAGCAUCUGAAGGCCAGGAAGCAAACCAGAUGAUAACAGAAUAUAUACUAAAGAUCUUAGAUUUAGAAAUAUGUGCUGAUACUCUAGUAGGGGAUGAAAUGUUGCGUGGUAUAUCCGGAGGACAAAGAAAGCGUGUUACCACAGGGGAGAUGUUGGUUGGGCCGGCGAAAGCUUUGUUCAUGGAUGGCAUAUCUACUGGGCUAGACAGCUCCACAACUGUUCAAAUUAUGAAAUGCCUUAGACAAAUUGUUCAUAUUCUAAAGGGAACUGCAGUUAUAGCCUUAUUGCAACCAGAGCCAGAGACAUAUGAGCUUUUUGAUGACAUUAUCCUCCUCUCAGAUGGCCAAAUAGUCUACCAUGGACCCCGAGAGCUUGUCCUCGAAUUUUUCGAGUCCAUGGGAUUCAAAUGCCCUGAGAGGAAAGGCAUAGCAGACUUCCUUCAAGAAGUAACUUCUAGAAAGGAUCAGGAACAGUAUUGGAUGCACAAGGAGAAGGCAUAUAGUUUUGUAACAGCUAAUGAAUUUGCUGAGGCAUUUAAAAGCUUCCAUGUAGGAAGGAAAAUUGAAGAUGAGUUAGCAGUUCCAUUUGAUAAGACAAAGAACCACCCUGCUGCAUUAACAACUGACAAGUAUGGAGUUAGCAAAAAGGAGCUUCUGAAAGCUAACUUCUCAAGAGAGUAUCUUCUUAUGAAGAGGAACUCAUUUGUUUACAUCUUCAAGAUAUCUCUGCUUGCAGCAAUGGCUGUGAUUACAAUGACAGUAUUCCUUAGAACUGAGAUGCAUCACGAUUCAGUGGAUCAUGGUGGAGUUUACACCGGAGCACUUUUCUUCACUGUAGUAAUGAUCUUGUUUAAUGGGAUGGCUGAUAUCUCCAUGACUAUUGGGAAGCUUCCAAUUUUUUACAAGCAACGUGAUCAUCUAUUUUACCCUGCAUGGGCCUAUGCUAUUCCCAGUUGGAUCCUUAAAAUCCCUGUCACAUUGGUUGAAGUUGUUGUUUGGGUAUCACUCACCUACUAUGUUAUUGGAUUUGACCCAAAUAUAUGCAGAUUCUUGAAGCAGUAUCUUCUGCUGUUCCUACUUGGUCAAAUGGCUUCUGCUCUAUUUCGUUUCAUUGCAGCAAUUGGUAGGAACAUGAUUGUUGCCAACACAUUUGGAUCAUUUGCAAUAGUCACUCUUCUAACUUUGGGUGGAUUCAUCUUGUCAAGAGAGGAUAUCAAGAAAUGGUGGAUAUGGGGUUACUGGAUCUCGCCUAUAAUGUAUGAGCAGAAUGCUAUAAUGGUGAAUGAGUUCCUUGGCAAGAGUUGGAACCAUGCUCUUCCAAACUCAACUGAUCCACUUGGAGUUGAGAUUCUGAAGUCACGUGGAUUCUUCAAGCAUGCAUACUGGUAUUGGAUUGGGGUUGUGGCAUUGUUUGGAUUCAUUAUUCUGUUGAACAUCACUUUCACUCUCGCUCUCACUUAUCUCAACCCCUUGAAGAAGCCGCAAGCUAUCAUCUCAGAAGGAUCUCUUGGAAACAAGUAUGAUCAAGAAGGCCUUGAAUUGCCACUCAGAGGAAGCACUGCACCUAGUAGCAAGAUCAAGAUAGGUGACAACAGAACAGAAACUAUAUCUUCAACUUCAAGGUCUGCAUCAAUUAGGCCAGAGGCUGCAGUUGACAAGAGAAAAAGAGGAAUGGUUCUUCCAUUUGAACCACAUUCUCUCAUCUUUGAUGAAAUCACAUAUUCAGUGGACAUGCCACAGGAAAUGAAGAGUCAGGGUGUGAUUGAAGAGAAAUUGGUCCUUCUGAAAGGUGUUAGCGGCGCAUUCAGGCCAGGUGUUCUCACAGCUUUGAUGGGUGUAAGUGGAGCUGGAAAAACAACUUUGAUGGAUGUGCUGGCCGGAAGGAAGACCGGGGGUUAUAUUGAGGGGACUAUUACAAUCUCAGGCUACCUUAAGAAGCAAGAAACAUUUGCUCGAAUAUCCGGUUACUGUGAACAGAAUGAUAUUCAUUCUCCUCAUGUUACUGUCUAUGAAUCUUUACUUUACUCAGCAUGGCUGCGCUUAUCGCCCGAAAUCAAUCAUGAAACAAGAAAGAUGUUCAUUGAGGAAGUCAUGGAGCUUGUAGAGUUGAACUUUCUUAGGGAAUCUUUGGUUGGUUUGCCUGGUGUGAGUGGCCUCUCUACUGAACAACGAAAGAGGUUAACUAUAGCAGUUGAAUUGGUGGCUAAUCCCUCCAUAAUUUUCAUGGAUGAACCUACUUCUGGUUUAGAUGCUAGAGCUGCUGCCAUUGUUAUGAGAACAGUUAGAAACACUGUUGACACAGGAAGGACUGUUGUUUGUACAAUCCAUCAACCAAGCAUUGACAUAUUUGAAUCUUUUGAUGAGCUUUUGCUAUUAAAGCGUGGAGGGCAAGAAAUUUAUGUCGGCCCAUUAGGCCGUCAUUCUUACCAACUCAUCAAAUAUUUUGAGUCUGUUAAAGGGGUCAAUAAGAUCAGAGAUGGAUGUAACCCUGCAACUUGGAUGUUGGAAAUCACAACUCCAGCACGAGAAAUGGAUUUAAAUGUUGACUUUGCUGAUAUAUAUAAAAAUUCAGAACUUUAUAGGAGAAAUAAAGAUCUUGUGGCAGAAUUGAGCAAGCCUGCUCCUGGUUCCAAGGAGCUUCACUUUCCUACUCAAUAUGCACAACCAUUUUUCAUCCAAUGUAUGGCUUGUUUGUGGAAACAACAUUGGUCGUAUUGGCGCAAUCCGCCAUAUACAGCAGUGAGAUAUCUAUUCACUACAUUUGUAGCUUUGAUGUUUGGAACCAUGUUCUGGGAUCUUGGAUCCAAAAAGACAAGAAAACAGGAUCUGUUUAAUGCUAUAGGUUCAAUGUACAAUGCUGUUCUCUUCCUUGGUGUCCAGAAUGCUUCUUCUGUUCAGCCAGUGGUUGCCAUAGAAAGAACCGUCUUUUAUAGAGAAAGGGCGGCCGGAAUGUAUUCGGCCUUCCCCUAUGCAUUUGCACAGGUUCUAAUAGAGCUACCAUAUAUUCUUGCACAAGCUGUAACAUAUGGCCUCAUAGUUUAUGCAAUGAUUGGAUUUGAUUGGGUUGCAUCCAAAUUCUUUUGGUAUCUCUUCUUCAUGUACUUCACAUUUCUAUACUUCACCUUCUAUGGCAUGAUGGCUGUGGCCAUAACACCAAACCAACAUGUUGCUUCAAUUGUGGCUAGUGCAUUCUAUGCAAUUUGGAAUCUCUUCUCAGGAUUUGUUGUCCCAAGACCAAACAUUGCUGUGUGGUGGAGAUGGUACUAUUGGGCAUGUCCAGUGGCUUGGACCUUAUAUGGAUUGGUUGCAUCUCAAUUUGGAGACAUAACAAGUAAAAUUGAGUCAAAUGAGACAGUGGAAGAGUUUCUGAAGAGAUACUUUGGUUAUAGAAAUGAUUUUGUAGGAGUUGCUGCAAUUCUGGUUGUUGCUUUUGCUGUGCUCUUUGCUAUUAUCUUUGCUCUUUCUGUGAAACUCUUCAAUUUCCAAAAGAGAUAGAAUAGAAAUUAGAAUACAUGCUUUCAAGUUUCAAGUCAAACAUUGUAUAAAUAAAAGACUUGUUUAGUUUUAUAUUCAAGGAGGUACGGUUUUAACUCUUAGUACUUUCCCUCUGUACUUUAAUU
Messenger RNA from Arachis duranensis, 4581 nucleotides. Its product is annotated as pleiotropic drug resistance protein 1. Gene Ontology annotation, cellular component: membrane. Gene Ontology annotation, molecular function: ATP binding; ATP hydrolysis activity; ABC-type transporter activity. The transcript is spliced from 23 exons. NCBI's taxonomy places the organism in Eukaryota, Viridiplantae, Streptophyta, Magnoliopsida, Fabales, Fabaceae. The record is from RefSeq and is a predicted model, not a curated record. The coding region runs from base 95 to 4456 and encodes 1453 amino acids.